AUGACUUCACCUCAACUGCACCAAUGGAUAUUACCGAUGAAGAUUAUCACUAUCAUGUACUUGAUAGCGUCAUUCAACUUUUACAAUGUGUUGGCAUCCAUUUACAAUAUGGACUUCGAUUCCCGCCACCUGAGCACCAGGGUUGUUCACACCAGGUACGGCACCUUAAGAGGAUUUAUCAGCACCUUGUCGAACCGAGAGCUUCAACCUGUAGAGGUGUUUUUGGGGGUCCCAUACGCGGGGGCACCCACGGGUCGCCUGAGAUUCAUGCCACCUGUCACGUCCCCACAUUGGAAAGGCAUUCGAUCUGCAGAUACCUGGGGACCAGUCUGUCCUCAAAAGCUGCCAGACAUCAGCAACGAAACAGAAGCGUUGCGAAGAAUGCCAUAUGGAAGGUUUCGUUACUUGCAGAGACUGAUCCCGCAUUUGACGGAUCAGAGUGAGGAUUGCCUUUACCUCAACAUAUAUGCGCCAGCCAUUGGUUAA
Molecule: messenger RNA, 486 nt
Organism: Uloborus diversus
Lineage: Eukaryota; Metazoa; Arthropoda; Arachnida; Araneae; Uloboridae
Product: neuroligin-4, X-linked-like
Exons: 2
Coding region: 1-486 (161 amino acids)
Biological process (GO): synaptic vesicle endocytosis; modulation of chemical synaptic transmission; presynaptic membrane assembly
Cellular component (GO): cell surface; postsynaptic membrane; synapse
Molecular function (GO): signaling receptor activity; neurexin family protein binding
Source: RefSeq, a predicted model, not a curated record